UUCCAUGUCAAAAAGGAAACAGUACUCGAAUGGGACGUCGAAAAAAACCAAGAAAUGUCUCGAUAUAUCGUCGCCGCUGCUUCUGACCGUGGUAUCCCAUGCUGUGUUUUAGUUAGAGAAAGUGGUCAAUGAGAUCGUAUCACUUCGACAAGCUCGUAGGAAAUGUUCAACCUGGCACGAUGAAAAUAAUUAUCGUCCUUUACGACCUCGAGGAACGACAUGAGGCAGUCGAAACACGUAGCUGUUUCGUUAUUUGCACGUAAACAUGACAGCUAUAAAAAGCGCGACUGGUGAACGUUUCAUCGUCAGAAACGCACGAACGUUCGAAACGAGUGGAACGAAAGCAUCAACAAGGAACCGAUCAUGUCUCGAUACAUCAUCGCCAUUAUGGUACUCCUAUCUGCCGCCAUACUUAUCGCUGCUGAACCGGAAUACAAUUGCCCACAAAAUCAGACCUGGGCAUUUUGCGGGACAUUAUGUCAACGAACCUGCAGCGACCCGGAAUUUCGUCUUUGCGGACACCCAUGCAGCGAAUCCACGUCCAGUUGCGCGUGCAACGAGGAUUAUGUUAGAAACGAAAAAACCAACAUGUGUGUCCUAGUGCAAGAUUGCUAAACUUUGGGAAACCAGUGACUUUAAUAAAAGUUCUGGAUUCAAUGUAGGAUCGCGCUAAUGGCAAUGGGAAUAAAUGUAAAACUUAGUGAAAUUAUUUUGACAAUUUCCGCUAUGCAAUAUCAAGGGAAGUCUUGGUAAUCCUUUCGAACUCUUAGCUGUUUGUUUUUCUUACGUUUUAAUAAAGUUACUGAAAAUAUAUAAAUGUA
This is a messenger RNA of Colletes gigas, 821 nucleotides long. RefSeq lists its product as uncharacterized. The record is from RefSeq and is a predicted model, not a curated record. The coding region runs from base 266 to 601 and encodes 111 amino acids. The transcript is spliced from 5 exons. Lineage: Eukaryota; Metazoa; Arthropoda; Insecta; Hymenoptera; Colletidae.